UGUUUCAACAUUUCUCCGUGUUCAAUCAAGAUCUGCGUGCAAUUCACUUCAUUUCUUUCUCGUCGUACAAUCGUUGCAGUAGUGUAAAAAGUGUUUUGUUCCGAACUUUAUCAGCUUUCGAAUUUAAUCGAACUGCAGACGCGGAUCGUUCACGCAAACGAUUAAAGGCACUGCUGUUAGCUGCGUCCCCAUACACAAGCGAAAAGGAAACAAACAUGGAUGACAUCGACGAUUUCUUCGAUUUCAGCAAACCUUUCAACCGGGUAGUUAUUUCCGGUGGGUACUGCAAUGCUACGGUGGUGGAAGAUAAAAGCAUCUUUGCCAAGAUGCCCGAACGAGAAAAACUUGGAAAGGAAUAUGUUGGGAAGUUUGUAAAGGAGGAGGAAUCCCAGCUGAUCAGUGCGUUCCUGGACGAAGCCGCUGGUCCGUCAACAUCGCGUACUUCUAAUUUGGAGGAUGUAGACGACGAAACUUCAAUGGCUGACGAGGAUGAGGAGCAUACAAAAGCGUUAAAAGCUAAGGAGAUGAUGGCUCCGUUGUUCCAGCGGUACAAUUUUGUGGUAAAACCAGGUAAACUCCCUAUCCGGUUUGCAAAAGAUGAUAUUCUGGAGAAGAUUCGUACGAACGCUGUUGUAAUUCUGCAAGGACCUACCGGUUGCGGUAAAACAACGCAAGUUCCACAGUACAUUUUGGAAGAAGCUUAUCAACGAAAGGAAUAUUGUAACAUUAUUGUGACACAACCUCGUAAGAUUGCCGCUAUGUCCAUUGCAAAUCGGGUGGCUGAUGAGCGAAAAUGUAGAACGGGGGAAUUGGUCGGGUAUAAAGUGGGUUUGAAAGAAUGCGUAUCUCCAGAUACUCGUCUACUCUAUGUAACAACAGGAGUGCUGUUGCAGUCUUUGAUCACUUCCAAAUCAAUGGCCAAUUACACCCAUGUUAUUCUGGAUGAAAUUCAUGAACGGGAUGUAGAUAUUGAUUUCCUGCUAAUAAUUGUUCGUCGGUUGCUGGCCACAAAUUCAACAAAGACUAAAGUCAUUCUGAUGUCGGCAACAAUUGAUGCUAAAGUUUUCUCGGAGUAUUUUAAGAUUCCAAAAAAGAGUGGUUAUCUUUCUGCUCCAAUAUUGUCGGUAGAUAAACCGUCACAGUUUCGAGUCAAAGAUUAUUACCUUGAUGAUCUAGAUAAGCUAAAAACUGAUUUCACGAUUGAUUUUGAGAACCCAGGAAUCUCCCCAGAGAUGUACAAACUCGCAUCGAAAUUAGUGUUCGUAUGCGAUCGACUUCUAGAAGACAAUGAUAACGAAGAGAGAAUAUUGGCCUAUAAACCAUCGAUUAUAAUAUUUCUACCUGGAAUCAAUGAAAUUGAACAAAUGUAUGACAGUUUGAUGGGAAUGAUGGAACAAACUCAGCAUAAAAGUGAAACAAACCUUAAACUCAUUAAGCUGCAUUCGACAAUGCCAACUGAAGAACAGGUGGAAGUUUUUCGUCGUCCCGCUCCCGGUCAGCGUAAAGUGAUUCUUUCGACAAAUAUUGCUGAAAGUUCCAUAACUGUUCCAGACAUCAAAUUUGUUAUCGAUUUUUGCUUACAACGUCUCCAGUAUACGGAAUCAAGUACGAACUUCAAUUCGUUGCGUACGCAGUGGGCUUCGCACAGUAACUGCGAACAGCGUCGUGGUCGCGCCGGUCGUGUUAUGGACGGUCGAGUAUAUCGAUUGGUUACUCGUCGUUACUACGAACAUCAGAUGAAGGUUCCGAUUCCUCCGGAGAUGCUGCGUUGUCCGCUCGAUGCUGUGGUACUAAAAGCUAAACUUCUAGAAAUGGGUCCACCUCAUUCCAUUCUUGCCUUGGCUAUGAAUCCUCCGGAUUUGAGUGACAUCCGUAACACAGUACUACAACUUAAAGAAAUGGGUGCCUUACUGAGCACAGUAAACGGCAACUAUGAACAGCUAGAUGGAGACUUAACUUGUCUGGGGCGCGUUAUGGCUAAACUGCCGAUAGACCUGCGCAUGUCAAAAUUAAUCAUGCUUGGAUACGUUUUCAGCGUGCUAGAAGAAGCCAUAAUUAUUGCCGCUGGAAUGAACUCGAAGAAUAUUUUUCUCAUUCAUAAUAAUGUAAGAAGUUAUACACAGAAAAUGUACUGGGCUGAUGGAUCGGGUAGUGACGGAAUUGCCAUCUUGAAUGCCUUCAUCGCAUGGAAAAGUCGCAAGGAACAAUCCGGUGACGGUGGUGACAUGGCCAGUUGGACUCGCCGUAUGUCGUUGGAUCUGAAAUGUUUAAUGGAUAUGGCUGAGCUAAUUCGUGAAAUCAAGGAUCGCUUGAAAAGGAUUGGAUUUAAAGAAACGUAUGGACCGAAUCGAGUUGUGUGGUCAUCCCGCGAGAAGACGGUCAUCUUGAAAGUGAUUAUGGCUGGAGCCUUCUAUCCACAUUACUACGUGCCCAUGUCCGUCGGCGGAAAGGAACUGAUGGAACGACAAUCGUUCACUGAACUGGGAGGACGUGAUCCUUGCAAUACGGUGUUUUUCACUGGGUUUGAUCAUGAAAGAUACAUCGGUUCGCUGUACACCGUUCAGAUUAAGAAUAUUAUCAGUGAAGGGGAUGUUUCCCGACAUCAAAACAUGAAGGUAAUGUUUGACCGAACCACCAAUCGUAUUUUCGUUACCUUCCUGGGCAGUAAUGACGAACGGGAUCAGCGUGGUUCGUUCAUGCCCGGAAAAGUGCACUCCGAUGUGUACCGUGCGAUAAAACUGCGCAAGAUGGGAACCCGUAACCGCAUUUCCGAGCUUCGUACUAUGCGACAAAAGGAUGCCAUUGAGUUUGCCACUAAACUGAAUCUCGGUCACUGGGAGGAUGCGAACGGAUGGGUCUCCCGUCGAAAAGUGGUCAAAAACGCUCAUCUAUCGGUCGUUCCGCCUAUUUACCGCGCCAGUAUGGUGUGUCAAGUGACGCACGUAGUGCACUGCAACAAGUUCCACCUACGCCCGGAGGACAGCCGAAACAAGGACAUUUUCGCCGAAAUUCAUACCAAGUUGAAUUCCAAUUCGUAUAGAUUGUCACGUUUCGACCCAGAGUUUCACUUCUCGGCUGGUCUGAUGGUUGCUGCCCCAUUGCAAGAGGGUAGUGACCAAUAUGCUAGGGCCGUUCUCAAAAGUUACAAAAACAUGCGACGCUCCGGUGACGUCCUAUGGAUUAUUUUCUUCCUGGAUUACGGACAUACUGCUGUUUUGGGAGAAUCGGCAUUCAGACGAUUAGACGGUCCACUAGAAUAUCUAAAGGAUGUUCCUCAACGUGUAUUUGAAGCUACUUUGACAGAGAUUCAACCAUCGGCAAUCAUCUCACCGCAAGGUAUCUGGGCAGCCGAAUCGAUUAACAGAUUUAAGGAGAUGACUCUUGGAAAGAUUUUCAUCGCCGAGAUUUAUUCGGUUGUCAACAAUGUGGCGAGUGUGAUACUAAGAAAGGGAGACGAACUUCCAAUAAAUUCCGAACUCAUCCGGCUUAAGUACGCUCAGUAUUCAGAGGAAAGCUAUAUUUCCAAGCUUGACCAUGAUUCACGUGAGCGUAAGCAGCGGGAAAUGUCACUAGAUGAAAAUAUGCGUAUGGAAGUGUACCGUACGGCUGAAUUGAACCAGAACAUGUACGAAGAAGAAGAACUCGAAGAUGUGUCCCCUCCGGAAGAAAAGCUUCGUUGCAAGGUAGUCCUUUCAGGUCCACACAGUCCGCUGGAAACUAGUGCUUCGUCCACCAUUCAAUCGGGUGUAAUGACAGCGGUAACAAUCGAAGCCGACUCCGUAAAUUCGGUAUUACUAGAUUCCAAUCCUCAAGAUACCCACGAGAAAUUGCUGGUAGCCGGAUUUGUAAACGAACAGGGAAAUCGUCUGGUCCUCCGCCAGACUUCAAUGAUGCCAAAUAUUCCAGGAUUCGGAGCACUUAUGGCACUGAUUUUCUGUCCUACUUGUCAGCUUAAAAAAGACGCAGACGAGACGCGUGUCGUUACCAUUCUUUGUGGGUUAGGCAUGGAUAGCACAACAGGCGAAUCGUUAUAUCCUGAACAUGACAUGGCUCUGUCACUAGAUGUCGUUCUUACCGACGAUGACAUUUCGCAAAUUAAUGCUUUACGGUACACAAUCGACAGCAUUUUGCUCACCGAUAAGGACCAGGCAAUGCCCAAGUUCAACAACGUUUCCAUCGAAAAGUUAAAGAUCAACAUUAAAAGUUUCAUCAUCAAAAUCUUGGAAGCUGAGCGAAAGUUCCUGGAUGUUCGUCAUGCUCCCAAUGAUUACGCGUGGAAGACCGAUUUGAACGCAAGUGGCGGUUCCUCCUCCAAGAGGCGCAAAGAUGACCUGAACAUCUACAAGAACGCCAUUUUCCCGCUACAUGAACCGCUGAAUCUGUUGCCAGUCAGUGCUAAACAGAUCGACUUUUUGAAACGGCACUGCCGCGAGUUACACAAACUGGCACUCACUGAUGUUCAUCUUCCGCGGCACGGAAUCACCUGUCAAAUGUGUAAUACCAUUCUGGAAACGCUGCCACAGUUGCGUAUUCAUCUCUAUUCUAAAUUGCAUCGGGAUCGUGAGUCGCAAAUCAAGUUCCGCUAGUGAUUAUUGUUUACAUAACAUAUUUGAUCAGCUCUUUCUGAAAAUCUUAGCAUAUGUUCUAAUGCUGAUCGACUUUCGAAGUAUUUUAUGUUUAGACGAGGAGUUCGCGGUGAACGUUCAGAACAAGUUUUGUUGACAGUUUUUUUCUAUCAUGCACCGAAUUUGUGAUCAGUUCAACGUAGAUUCCAUAAAUAAAAAUCAUUGCUCACCAUUGUUAUGAGCAAUAGCUAAAAGUACAAGUAGAAUGUUUCCUUUUUAUAUCUAAUGGCAAAAUUAAACGGUUCUAAAUCAAAAUUUAAAAUGGACUUAAUAUAACAAGUGCAUAAAAAACCUUCGUUUUUUGAACCCCUCUAGCCCAUCCGUUGAUAAGCGUUGACGAUUUCUGUCAUUCUUUCCCCUCUGUAGGGUAACUACGCGGACAUUUUCAAGGUUGUUUGUGUUUUUCAUAAAAAGCUCCAAAUUCCAGGCAAAAUAUAUAUUUUUCCAAUGUAUAUGACUGUAUUCAAAAUUAUGUAUACUAUCGUAAACCGAUGGAUCAAUCGAACCUUUUAUUGAUCUUUUCAUUUGCCUCAUAGUCUUACGAAUCAUUUAUAUAUAUAUUUCAUGCGGAUUUAACGAAGAUUGUCCGUUUAUUAUGCUAUAAAAUUAAAAAAAAGAUGCUGAUACAGCUCACCUUUUUAUGUAUCAUAAAGUGUGUUAUUUCUAAAAAAUAAAGGAUUGUGUACAAGACACAACCACAGUGACAUUAAAAAUCAAGUAAUUUUCACGAACGAAAUAAAGUUAUCCAAUCAAGA
Topomyia yanbarensis is the source of this 5380-nucleotide messenger RNA. RefSeq names its product probable ATP-dependent RNA helicase spindle-E (gene spn-E). Gene Ontology annotation, cellular component: intracellular anatomical structure. Gene Ontology annotation, molecular function: RNA binding; ATP binding. Lineage: Eukaryota; Metazoa; Arthropoda; Insecta; Diptera; Culicidae. The transcript has 8 exons. The record is from RefSeq and is a predicted model, not a curated record. Bases 216 to 4586 code for a protein of 1456 amino acids.